Molecule: messenger RNA, 1253 nt
Organism: Anthonomus grandis grandis
Lineage: Eukaryota; Metazoa; Arthropoda; Insecta; Coleoptera; Curculionidae
Exons: 3
Coding region: 272-793 (173 amino acids)
Source: RefSeq, a predicted model, not a curated record
UUCGAAACUGUUCCAUCGGGUUUUAAAAAGGACGCGCUUCGUGACAAAUCAUUCAGUUUUAAUUGUUUAGUCAGUUUUUACCUUGGAAACAAUUAAACGACAGUCAAGGCGAGUUAGGUUAGCGUUUUUGACGUUGACAAUAAAAGUGUGUUCCCGAAUUUCGUUACAAUAUGUUAACAUGGAUAAUAUUGACGUCAUUCCUGUGUAGAAUAUUAUCUGUGUGCCCAUAGGCGAUAAAGAUAAAGAGUUCUACGUCAAACCCAAGGAUAUCAUGCCUGAAAAAACUUCUGAUGAGGAAACAGAUACAGAGUUCAACAUAGAGUCUCAUCAGCAGGUAAUACCUGAUAUACUUUCAUCAACUUCUUAUCAUAAUGAAAAGGACACAGAUACUAAGCUUAACGUAGAACCUUGGGAGAUUACACCUGAAACAUUAUGUUCUCAUAAUGAAACGAACACAAAUACCAAGCUCAACGUAGAAGAAUCAGGGGAGACUUUAACUGAAACAUCAUCAUCAACUUUGUAUGAUGAAAAUAAAACAGAUACCGACUUAAACAUAGAGUCCCGGGAGGUAACACCUGAAACAGUACCAACGUCUCACGCUGAAAAGGAAACAGUUUUGCAACACCAAUCUAGUGAAGAAUUAAUACAAGAAUCCCUUUUAGAAAUUAACCAAUCUCAUAAUCAAAAUCAAGGCUCGUUUCUUCGUCAUUUGAUGUAUCCAGAACCUGUGACAUAUAAAAAGAAAGUCAGCAGCAAAGAAAAAUUACCAAGCGCUAUUUCGUCUGUAGCAUGAAGAAGACAUUACGAGGAAAAGGAUAGUGUUAAAAGAAAAAAGGCAGACGAAAUUGAAAAAAGAAAACAGAAUAGAAUGUCUGCCCAAAAACUUCGAUUAACAGAAAAAAAGAAAAUCAAUGUUAGAACGACCGCCAGAUGUUAAAAAGGCAGACAAUGUUCAAGACAGCACUCACGAAAGGGCUGAAAGGAAGGAAAUAAAAAAAUGUAUUACUUGUAAUGAAGAUUUAGUAAGCGACACAGAAAUAGACGAUGAAAAGAACAUUGGAUGUGAUAAGUGCACAAACUGAUUUCACUUGCGAUGCACAGAGUUUAUUGGAAUGACAUACAUUGAAGCAGCAUCAAAAGAUUAUAUUUUUUUUGUUGCUCUUAGUUUCUCUGCUUGCACUCUUUUAUAGCUUCAUUUUUUUUUGUUCCUUUUUUACCAAAAAUUCAUGGAAUAAAAAUUUUAGUUCCUGCUA